Molecule: messenger RNA, 3394 nt
Organism: Oncorhynchus tshawytscha (Chinook salmon)
Lineage: Eukaryota; Metazoa; Chordata; Actinopteri; Salmoniformes; Salmonidae
Product: NLR family CARD domain-containing protein 3-like
Exons: 8
Coding region: 19-3330 (1103 amino acids)
Molecular function (GO): protein binding
Source: RefSeq, a predicted model, not a curated record
UUGCUUGAAGAGAAUAUUAUGACAUUUGUGAAGAACGAACUGAAGAUGUUCAAGAGGAUUCUUAGUCCAGAACUCCCAGAAGGCUUUGAGAGUCAGAAGCAGGAUAAGGAAGUGGUGGAUGCUGAAGAUGAGCAGCAGGAGAGCAGUGCCAGAGAGGGGGCUCUGAAGAUCACACUGCACGUCCUGAGGAAAAUGAACCAGAAGGAGCUUGCUGACACACUGGAGAAAUAUUCAGAUGAGCUUGCUGUGAUUUGCCAACGUGAACUCAAAUCUAAUCUAAAGAAGAAGUUUCAAUGUGUAUUUGAGGGGAUCGCUAAACAAGGAAACCCAACACUUCUCAAUAAGAUCUACACAGAGCUCUACAUCACAGAGGGUGGAACAGGAGAGGUCAAUAAUGAACAUGAGCUGAGACAGAUUGAGACAACAACCAGGAAACAAGCAAGACCAGAGACUGCAAUCAAAUGUAAUGACAUCUUCAAACCCUUAACUGGACAAGACAAACCUAUCAGAACUGUGCUGACAAAGGGAGUCGCUGGCAUUGGAAAAACAGUCUCUGUGCAGAAGUUCAUUCUGGACUGGGCUGAAGGGAAAGCAAAUCAGGAUGUCCAAUUUGUAUUUUCAUUUCCUUUCCGGGAGCUGAAUUUGAUGAAAGAGGACAAACACACUUUCAUUGAACUUCUUAAUCGCUUCUCAGUGGAAACCAAACAAUCAGGAAUCUCCAUUUUCAACAAGUACAACGUUCUGUUCAUCUUUGAUGGUCUGGAUGAGUGCCGACUGCCCCUAGACUUCCAGAAGAACAAGAUCUGUUGUGACGUCACAGAGUCAACCUCAGUGGAUGUUCUGCUGACAAAUCUCAUCAGGGGAAAUCUGCUUCCCUCUGCUCUCCUCUGGAUAACCACCCGACCUGCAGCAGCCAAUAAGAUCCCUUCAGGGUGUGUUGACCAGGUGACAGAGGUACGAGGGUUCAAUGACCCACAGAAGGAGGAGUACUUCAGGAAGAGAUUCAGUGAUGAGGACCUGGCCAGCAGAAUCAUCUCACACAUAAAGACAUCAAGGAGCCUCCACAUCAUGUGCCACAUUCCAGUCUUCUGUUGGAUUUCUGCAACAGUCCUUGAACACAUGCUGAAACAUAAGAGAGAAGAGAUGCCCAAGACUCUGACUGAGAUGUACACACACUUUGUGGUGUUUCAUACCAAACAGAAGAAUGGAAAGUAUCUUGGGAAAGAAGAGACAGGUCCACACUGGAAUAAAGAGAGCAUUCUGUCACUGGGAAAACUGGCUUUUCAACAGCUUGUGAAGGGCAAUCUGAUUUUCUAUGAAGGAGACCUGAAGGAGGCUGGCAUUGAUGUCAAUGAAGCCUCAGUGUACUCAGGAUUGUGCACACAGCUCUUUAAAGAGGAAUGUGGGCUGUACCAGGACAAGGUGUACUGCUUUGUUCAUCUGAGCAUUCAGGAGUUUCUGGCUGCUGUAUAUGUGUUCCUCUCAUUCAUCAACAACAAUGAGAAUCUAAUGGACAAACCUCAAUCAAUGUCCAGGAACUUUUUCUUGAGGAUCAAACAAAGGCGUAAAGUUACUGUCUACAAGCCUGAAGUUACUCUCUAUAAGAGUGCUGUGGAUAAAGCCUUACAAAGUGAGACAGGAAACCUGGACCUUUUCCUCCGCUUCCUUCUGGGCCUCUCACUGGAGUCCAAUCAGAAGUACUUACAAGGUCUACUGACAAAGACCAGAAGCAGCUCACAGAGCCAUGAAGAAACAGUCGAGUACAUCAAGGAGAAAAUCAGGGAGAAUCCCUCUCCAGAGAGGAGCAUCAAUCUGUUCCACUGUCUGAAUGAACUGAAUGACCAUUCUCUAGUGGAGGAGAUCCAAAGCUACCUGAGAUCAGGAAGUCUCUCUAGAGACAACCUGUCACCUGCACAGUGGUCAGCUCUGGUCUUUGUGUUGCUGACUUCAGAAAAGGAGCUGGAUGUGUUUGACCUGAAGAAAUACUCCAGAUCAGAGGAAGGUCUUCUGAGGCUGCUGCCAGUGGUCAAAGCCUCCAGAGCUGCUCUGCUGUCAGGCUGUGGAGUCACAGAGGAAGGCUGUGCUUCUCUGGUCUCAGCUCUCAGGUCAAACCCCUCACACCUGAGAGAGCUGGAUCUGAGUAACAAUAACCUGAAGGAUUCAGGAGUGGAGCUGCUCUCUGCUGGACUGGGGAAUCCCCACUGUAAACUGGAGACUCUGAGGCAGUCAGGCUGUCUAGUCACAGAGGAAGGCUGUGCUUCUCUGGUCUCAGCUCUGAGGUCAAACCCCUCACACCUGAGAGAGCUGGAUCUGAGUAACAAUGACCUGAAGGAUUCAGGAGUGAAGCUGAUCUCUGCUGGACUGGGGAAUCCCCACUGUAAACUGGAGACUCUGAGACUCACUGGCUGUAAACUCAGAAACACAUCCUGUAAAGUGUUGGCCUCAGUUCUCAGUUCAAACCCCUCACACCUGAGAGAGCUGGAUCUGAGUAACAAUGACCUGAAGGAUUCAGGAGUGAAGCUGCUCUCUGCUGGACUGGGGAAUCCCCACUGUAAACUGGAGACUCUGAGGCUGUCAGGCUGUCUAGUCACAGAGGAAGGCUGUGCUUCUCUGGUCUCAGCUCUGAGGUCAAACCCCUCACACCUGAGAGAGCUGGACCUGAGCUACAAUCACCCAGGAGACUCAGGAGUCAGACUGCUCUCUGCUGGACUGGAGGAUCCACACUGCAGACUGGAGAAACUCAAUGUGGAACAUGGUGGAGAGAACAGAAUGAAACCUGGGCUUAGAAAAUAUGUCUGUGAUCUCACACUGGACCUAAACACAGUAAACAGACUCCUCUCUCUGUCUGAGGAGAACAGAAAGGUGACAUGUAGGACAGAGGAGCAGCCGUAUCCUGAUCACCCAGAGAGAUUUGAGGGCUGUGGACAGGUGCUGUGUAGAGAGGGUCUGACUGGGCGCUGUUACUGGGAGGUAGAGUGGAGUGGGAGAGGGGCUGUUAUAGGAGUGACAUAUAAAGGAAUCAACAGGAGAGGAGGGGUUAAUGACUGUUGGCUUGGAUACAAUGACAAGUCCUGGAGUCUGGUCUGCUGUGACAACAGUUACUAUGCCUGGCACAAUAAUAAACCCACUACCAUAGACGUCCCCUCCUCCAGCUCCCACAGAGUAGGAGUGUAUCUGGACUGGCCAGCCGGCACUCUGUCCUUCUAUAGAGCCUCCUCUGACACACAGACCCACCUGAUCACAUUCACCUCCACAUUCACUGAGCCCCUUUAUCCAGGGUUUAGGUUUUAUGAUGUUGACUCUUCAGUGUCCCUGGAAAUAAUAACCUGACACACACACACACAUUGGACACACACACACACACACACAUUGGCCACACACAUUGGACACACAC